Myzus persicae (green peach aphid) is the source of this 4744-nucleotide messenger RNA. RefSeq lists its product as uncharacterized. Lineage: Eukaryota; Metazoa; Arthropoda; Insecta; Hemiptera; Aphididae. Gene Ontology annotation, biological process: cell differentiation; regulation of transcription by RNA polymerase II. The transcript has 9 exons. Bases 357 to 2222 code for a protein of 621 amino acids. The record is from RefSeq and is a predicted model, not a curated record. Gene Ontology annotation, molecular function: sequence-specific DNA binding; DNA-binding transcription factor activity, RNA polymerase II-specific. Gene Ontology annotation, cellular component: nucleus.
UACCGGGCCACGCGCGUUUUUCGACCGCCACCGUUGAAUUUCGGUCCGUUUUGUCGUCAUCGUUGCUAUACUUCCAUAUCUGCACGUCGUCUACAUGUGACGAUAACAAUUUUACAAUCGUAUUGCACUUGAUUACGAACAGGUUUUUUAACAAACUUUUGUCGCGACGUUUUAUCUCGUUUAGUUCGGAAAGUAUAAACAGAAAAUCACGGCGCACGGGAGACUAACCGGAGUAGCUUUCGUUUCGAUAGUUAUAUUAUAUUUGAAUACACCUACCUGUCCUACCUAGUAAUAAAGUUAUUAACUAAACGAAGAUAUAUAAUUUUUUUUACUUUUAUUGUUCAUUCCAAUAAAUUAUGAUCAACAGUCCGCGCGAACAACAGGUGCAGGACGAACCGGUAGAUCAUCCCAAAAUUCUAUCGUCUUUCAACAACCGAAAUCCGUUGUAUACGGGAGUAAUCGAAAACAGUGAAAUAGAAAUUGAUAAGAGAAACGGAAUAUAUGACGUGCCCCAACAAACAGAAAAUGUAUACGUGCAUUUGUCAAGUAAACCUAUAAGCCAAAUGCUAGAAAACUGGAAUCAAGAAGACCGCGCGGCGGUGAUGUAUCAGCAAAAUUCAAUGAAAACCGAAUUGAAAUCACCUGCAGACUGUUGUGGUAGGUCUACACGGUAUUUCACCGAUCAUUAUUAUCCACACUCGCCAACCAACUUCAGAAGCCUGGCCACUAGAAACCUUUACUACGAUUAUUACGAUCCACCUGCAAUGGUGGCGCACAAGAAAGACCCAGACGCCAAGUCCUAUUACGGACAGGACGCCAACGACAACGCCACAAGAUACUCGACACAAGGUGGUUCGCCGCUAUUUUUGAGCACGUCUGACGUGUUCAACUACCAUCACUCGACGCACAUGCACAUACAACCACCUCCUCAUCCACCCCCGCACUCACCGCCACCUCCACCACUGGCACCGACGGUUACCAUUAGCAAGGAUCAUCAGGAUGGAGAUGUCACAGAAUUAAAGACAGCCGCAUCUUUAGGCCACGAUGGUAGUGGGGUAGGGUACACUGGAGUCUCCGUGCCGCCGCAACCCCAACGCAGAGGCGCCUUGCAGCUGUGGCAGUUUCUGGUCACGUUGCUGGACGACCCGAAUAACGCUUCGUGUAUCGUAUGGACCGGAAGGGGCAUGGAGUUUAAACUGGUCGAACCAGAAGAGGUGGCUAGACGAUGGGGAUUACAGAAAAACAGACCGGCAAUGAAUUACGACAAAUUGAGCAGGUCGCUCAGGUAUUAUUACGAAAAAGGGAUCAUGCAAAAAGUGGCUGGCGAACGGUACGUUUACAAAUUUGUUUGCGACCCCGAGGCGCUCUUCAACAUGGCGGCCACGUACGAUUACGCUGCAGUAUCCGAUACGUCCGGUGGGCACGUUGGCGUCACGAACUCGACCGCGGGACAUCACCAUCAUCUGCACCACCACCAUCACCACCAUCAUCACCAGCAGCUGGCCACCAGGUACGCCGCCGCCGCUGCCGCAGCCGCUGCUGCUGCUGCGGCCGCUGCCACCGCCGCGGCCAACAUGCACACUGCAGACGGUGCAGCUCCGACGGGCUACGGUGGUCCGCCGCCCACCGUGGGAUCUGACGUCAACGGUGGCGGCUCUUACGCUUGCACUUACGGCGGUGGCGGCGACGGGGGCGGUAAGUCCGUCACGAUUGUUACCGCCACGACUUCAGCGUCCACGAACGCGACAACCACUCCCCCCACAUCUUCGCCUUCAUUGUCGUCGUCCACUUCGUCUUCAUCGUCCUCGUCGUCCACGUCGUCGAUGGCCGACGGCGGCGGCGUCAAGUCCGAAGCCGCCAGAGACUGUAAGUCGACGGUGGUGGCUGCUGGCAGACGCCAUCACCAUCACCAACUCCAAAGGCCAGAAAUGGCGGUCGACCGUCACCAACACCAACACCAUCUCCAACACCAUCAACACCACCACAACCAACUCCACCAGCUGCAGCAGCAACAGCAACAGCAGCAACAGCAACAGCAGCAGCAGCAACAACAACAACAACAACAACAAUUGCAACAGCAACAUCAACGUCACGGAGAAGAAAUGACAGUCGAUCAUCGCCAUCACCAACAUAAUCAUCCGGCGUUGGUAGUCGACACAGCCACCACCACCACUACCGGUGAUGGAGCAGGUUACUGGUCCGCUGGAGUCUUCGUCCGAUAAUACCUACAUAAUAUUAAAAUUUAUGAGUUAAGUAGAUAUAAACCAUGUACAUUAACUGUUUUAUUAUUGUUAGAUCGUACCUCCGAUGUCUCAUGACGACUUAUUUCGAGUGAGUUCUUCAAUCGUUUAAUGUUGUAAGUAAAUAAGUAAUCUAAAAUCGACCAAAUUAUGUAAUAUGGGGAAUGCGGAUAUAACAACGAGUUUAUUUAGAACCUUUUUGGGGUAAAAGUCCGGAUUUUGGACGCAGGUGAUUGCACGGUCCUGGGGCCACCAUCAUGUUUCACACUUUAAAAAUUAAUUUCAAAAAAUAAAAUAAAAAAUGUCCAUAUCACGAAACAUUACUAAGUGAUAAGUUCAUAACAAUGUGAUAACGUUUUUGAAUUCCUUAGUAAAAAUGAGAGUUAUGCGGAAACCCCGAUCAUUCAAGGUGUCAUAUUUUCUGAAUCCCUGUUUUCUCGACUUUUCGUACCUAGUUAAACUAUAUGUAUUAAUAAAAAAAACGCUUCUCAAAACAGUAUACUGUGUGGAAAUGGCGGGAAAUGAGCAAUUUCAGUCGUGUGCGACGUUUGCCCAAGACUGAAAUUUCAUUCCCGCACAAAUUACACGUGCCUCCUAUUUUUGUCACUUCUCUGCGUUCAUCGAUCUCGGCAAAGGUAAUGUAAGGAUCUAUGCAACAACCAGACUAUUCCAUGAAAUCAAUUUCACGGAAAAAAAUUUUCCCGCGUCACGCAAAGGGGUUAUAAUAUGAUCAAAAGAUGUAACCAAAAGUUUAUGUCUUGCAAGGGCCGACAUGGUAUAGAUUUGAAUGUCUGAGAUACGUCCAGCACUUUUGGGGAUUUCCAGUUUAGUACCCGCUGGACGGAAAAAAGGUCGCUUUCCAACGAUUCAACCGUCGUCUAAAACUAAACUUUCGGUGCAGGAGUGACAAAAAAAAUAUGUUAUAUUAUAAUAUUGUCCAGCGAGAGAAAACACCGAUUCUGUUCAUUCUCACGCGACACCGCCAUCAGUGCCAUAGAGGCCAAUUUCACUAUGGCAGGGAAUCGGCUGGAGAUGUGCAAAAUUGCAGAAACCCCGAUAUUUUGGUGUGUCUCGCUGGACAGAACAGAGUUUCUAUCUUAAUAUUAUAAAUUAUAAUAGGUACCCACACCAAGUAUAAUCAUUUGUUUGAAUUUUUAAAUAUUUUAAUCAACAGGAUAAAAUGUAUUACCUCUAAGUACAGUAUAUUUCAACUUCGAAUUUGAAAAAAAUUGACUGCAUUAAAAAAUUUAAGUAGGGAUUAUAUUAGGUUUUAUUUUAAUUUUCAUAUUAUACUUUCCUAUUUCUACUUAGUACAGUAGUUGAAUUAAUUAUUUUCUAUAAAGAUAAAAUAGUAAUAUUAGUAAUUAUCAACCAUUAGGUUAGGUAUAUAAUAAUAUGGGUACCUGUUUAAGUGUAAGCAAUUAAUCGUUACUAGUUAGUCGUUUAUUUAACUGUAAACUUUAUUAAUCCUUGACUGAAAAAUCUCAACAUUUUAUACUGUAACGAAAUGUAAAUUGCAGUUAGUUUACAGUCCACGUCUAGUCAUAAUAAUUAGAACAAAAAUGUUAUGAUUAAAGCCACACUACAUUAUAAUGUAGAGAUAAAUAUUAAAUUGUAUUCACUUUAUAUUGUAAGCCUAUGCUGCCAGUGAUGUACUGAUGUCGGUAGCUAGUAAAAAUAUGUGGAAAAUAUUAUGAAGAUGGCACUUUAUUCGAAAGUUCCGAAUUCUUUAAAUAGCCAAUAAUAGCCGACUUGUUCAAUAUUCAUUUUGGUACAACGUGUACGUAUAGUACCUAUACUUAAGUUGAAAUAAUAGUUUAAUGAAUAAUAUAAAUAAUAACAAUUGUCUCUCCUCCCACCCCCCAUACAAUAGUAACUACAAUUACUAUUAUUAUAACAUUUUAUAAUGUUUGAUCUCUUGCUAAUCUGUUUUUAAAAAGUAAACGAACAAGUUGUUUACAUUUUAAUCGGAUACUACACUAAAGUGCUGCUUGUCUGUAUGUAUAAUUUUAUAUACCUACUAUAAUUUAUUAGUCUAUGGUCUAAUAGAGUCAGAGAGUCUAUAUACCUACUCUACCUCUAUAAACCACGCUCGUAUAAUAUUAAUAUUAUAUAAUUAUAUAUUAUCUGAUUCAAAUGACAAAUAAAUUAUUAUUAUUUUAUAAUGAUAGAAUUUGAUCAUAUUUCAAUCACACUAUGUCGGUGUAUGGAGCAUAAGUUACUAUACCAUAAUAUUAUAGUAUACAGUAUUUCAUAUUUGGUGUGAGUGUGUGAAAAAAUUGUUGAUUAUUACGAAAUAACUCAAUGUAAUCCUUAACAUUUUUGCCGCAGAAGAUUUGAAAGCUGUUGUAUAUAUUAUAUUAUGUAAUAUUAUAAUUUAUAAAUUAUCAUAUUAUAGGUAUAUUUUAUUAUAUGUAGAUAACAGAAUAAGACUUUAACUGAACAAAUAUGUUUUUAAGUGCAAUUAACUAUAUAUUAUAUAUUGUUAUUAUUGUAUAAUGCUA